Molecule: messenger RNA, 564 nt
Organism: Gongylonema pulchrum
Lineage: Eukaryota; Metazoa; Nematoda; Chromadorea; Rhabditida; Gongylonematidae
Source: the annotation of a GenBank genome assembly
AUGAGUAAAUUGUACAUUGUUUCAGGAGCGGAUGGUGUUGAUGGCAUGAUGGGCGACAUUGGACCGCCAGGACCAGCAGCACAAGCACCACCAGAGUGGGCUCACCGAUUCCCGGAGCAAUGCCCAUGCGAAGCGCCAGGAGGGCCUCCAGGCAAUCCAGGACCACGAGGGCCCAUGGGACCACCGGGAGAUGCCGGAGCACCAGGUGUUGAUGGCGGACCAGGUGAGGGUGGUCCACCAGGACCUCCUGGUCCGCCCGGCCGAAAUGGUAAUCCUGGCAUGAAGGGUGCACCCGGUCAACCAGGACGUGAAACAGGCGGCGGCGAAGGACCACCAGGACCACCGGGACCACCGGGAAGACCUGGAGGUGCUGGACCACGUGGACCACCAGGAGCACCUGGAGAAAAUGGAGGCCCUGGAGCGCCAGGUGAUAUCGGACCACCAGGACAACCCGGCCAGCCAGGCCAAGCGGGACACCAGGGACCUCCGGGUGAACCUGGUGGCGAAGGACAGAAAGGACGUUGCGAUCACUGUCCACCAGCUAGAUUGGCUCCUGGUUAUUAA